Benincasa hispida (wax gourd) is the source of this 2126-nucleotide messenger RNA. RefSeq lists its product as uncharacterized. Lineage: Eukaryota; Viridiplantae; Streptophyta; Magnoliopsida; Cucurbitales; Cucurbitaceae. Gene Ontology annotation, cellular component: membrane. The record is from RefSeq and is a predicted model, not a curated record.
CCAUGUGAGUCCCUUUCCCUCUCUCUUUUUCAUUUUUUUUCUCCAGAGUUCUAUAAAUCUUCAUUAACUUCGCUCUGAAAAUUCUUGAUCAUAGUAAAACCAGCCUUCUCUGUUCUUCACUGUUUGAUUUUUGAGGCCUUAAUGCCUCGAGAUUUCGGCAAAUGAGGUAGUUCUGUGUAUUAUGCGGUCUCUGUACCGGGAUUUUCUUUGCCGAUGAAGGGUUUCCCUGCUUCGUUUUUGCUUCUAUUUUUGGUGGGUUUUGCUACUUUCAGCUGGGUUUUGGCUUUCCCUCAGGAUGUGCUGCCGAAAGAUUCUGGGAAAUUCAAAUUAGGACAAGAAAACUUGGGUCCUUGGAAGAACGAGAUAUUGGAGACUGCUGAGGGCUCAGGAUCUGCAUAUAACAACUCUCAAAGCCCUCUUGUAUUGGCAGCAAAUAGAACAAAGCGCCCAGAUAUUCUUCAUGGGUUUAGGGUGUACGAAGGUGGAUGGGACAUUGCCAAUCCGAAUUACUGGGCUUCUGUUGGAUUUACUGGUGCCACUGGUUUCAUUCUUUCCAUCUUCUGGUUCAUUUUCUUUGGCAUUGCUCUUCUUAUUCAUCGUUGCUGCGGAUGGAAGUUUAACCUUAACGGCAAAGAAUCAAAGACUUCACAGUGGAUUUGCCUAGCAUUACUUGUUGUUUUCACAUCUGCUGCAACCAUUGGCUGCAUACUUCUAUGUAUUGGACAGAAUAAUUUUUACAAUGAAGGUUUGCAUACUUUGAAGUUUGUUGUAAACCAGUCGGACUACACUGUGCACACGCUUAAAAAUGUUACAGAAUAUCUCUCACUUGCAAAGACCAUUAGUGUGGCCCAGGUGUUCCUUCCAUCUGACGUAAUGAAUGACAUCGAUGAGUUAAAUGUAGAUUUAAAUACUGCUGCAGAUACAGUGGCAGAUAAGACAACCGUAAAUUCUCGUAAAACAAGAAAAGUUUUCACUAUGAUGCGUUCGGCAUUAAUUACCGUUGCUGCACUCAUGCUUCUUCUGGCUCUCAUUGGUCUUUUCCUGUCCUUCUUUGGAUAUCAACAUGCAAUCUAUAUAUUAAUAAUCAGUGGUUGGCUACUUGUGACAAUUACAUUUGUUCUUUGUGGGUUGUUUGUAAUUCUUGACAAUGCUGUUUCUGAUACAUGUAUGGCUAUGGAAGAAUGGGUGGAUAAUCCACAAGCAGAAACAGCUCUUAGCAACAUCCUUCCAUGUGUUGACCAUAAAACCACAAACCAGACACUGAUCCAGAGCAAAAAGAUCGUCAACGACAUCGUGAGUGUCGUCGAUCAAUUUAUCUACAAUUUCGCCAAUGCAAAUCCACCCCCGGGUUCUCCCAACUACUGCAACCAAUCAGGACCUCCAAUGCCAGCUCUCUGUUACCCAUACAACUCUCAGCUGGAAGAAAGUAGAUGCAGCGAUAACGACGUGACUAUUGAAAAUGCAUCAACAGUGUGGCAGAAGUUUGUGUGUCAAGUAUCGGAAUCUGGGCUGUGCAUCACGGUCGGAAGGGUCUCACCGGACAUCCAUUCCCAGAUGGUGGCUGCAGUGAAUGAGAGUUAUGGACUUCAGCAUUACACUCCCCCUUUGCUCAGCUUCCAGAAUUGCAAUUUUGUAAGGGAAACAUUUCACAACAUCACCACAGCCUACUGCCCUCAUCUGCACCGUCAUCUUAAGAUUGUGAAUACUGGACUUGCAAUGAUUUCUGUUGGAAUAUUGUUGUGUCUGUUGCUAUGGAUACUGUAUGCAAACCACCCCCAAAGGGAGGAUGUGUCUGCGAAGCUAUCCUUUUCGAUAAACUGCAGGAGAAGUAGUAACCCAAAUACGAAUAAUAAUGGCAGUGGAAACGAUGAAUCCACGACAUCAAGCAUCAGAAGCAUCAGAAGCAUCAGAAGCGGAGUUUAGAGAAGUGGAGGAAAAAAAAAGGAAUAGAUAGGAGGUUGGAAGCUUAAGUUUCCUCUUCAAAUGUUACAGUUGGUAGCUAUAUACAUAUGUAAGUAUAUACCCUCUUUCAAGGGAUGAAACCAAGAUGGGGCGAAGCACCAUUUUGUGUUCGAAUAUAAUGUCAUUUCUGGUAUAUAAUCAAAGAAAAUUUUUUGGUCCAUUUC